Molecule: messenger RNA, 789 nt
Organism: Alternaria metachromatica
Lineage: Eukaryota; Fungi; Ascomycota; Dothideomycetes; Pleosporales; Pleosporaceae
Exons: 2
Coding region: 1-789 (262 amino acids)
Source: RefSeq, a predicted model, not a curated record
AUGGGUCCCAGAAGACCUAGUUCGGCGACAGAUGUCGACUCACGCAUGCCGUUCGCAUCGGCGGAGGCACUGCUAUGGGGACCAGAGAUGAAACAACAGCACGCCCACCUGCUCACGGAGAUGCGAACACUUCAGAAGCAUCAUGAAGAAUACGAAGCCCGCAUCAGAUCUACCGAACACGUUGCAGAGGCUGCCGAAGCUGCUACGUCGAGGGUCCGACACCUGGAGCAACAACUCGCAGCGAUCGAAGCCGAAGAUGACGACAAGGCUUUCGAGAAGUGGGCAGCAGGUGAGAUGACACGCCUCGGCAUCUUCGUCGACACGAACAAGCACGUCAGGCAGAAGCAGAUCGAGCUGGAUAAUGUUGUGUCUCAUGCUGUGGACGAUCUCGACAAGCUCAAACAGGUCCCCAGGGAACUGAAGGGUGUUCUUCGACGUCUUGAUCUUCUCGAAGCUGGUCGUAAUCAAGACGCGCGUCGGAUCGAGAGUCUAGAAGAAGAAGUCACCCGGCUCAAAUCUACGCCACAGGAUCCCAAGUCCAAGUCCAACACCGCUGGCCCACAAACCGUUUACAAGCCUCAGCAUGGCAUGCUGAGAUCCAUGACACCGUCUCAAUUACCCAACGCCGGAACUUCAGAAAUAACAAGUGACACGGACGAUGAAGACCUGAUACUCAUGCCUGGGUUUGCACGUGAAGAAAUCCAAGUACCCCGGAGUCCAGAGAUGAAAGAAAGCGUAGGGGAACAGUCGAUACGUCUACUUCAGCUCUACCUCCAGGUCAUCCAGUGA